AUGGCUGCCGAGCCUCGGGCGGAGGGCGAGGUCGAUGCGGAGAUGCAAGAUGUCUUGCGGAUGCGUGCCGCAGCCGGCUAUGCCACGCCAGAGGAUCAGCUGCCGGUGCCGUACGUCACCUCAGGCGAGUGGAGCUAUGCCGGCGAGCUCCCAGAUCUAGGCGGCCCCGACCCCGUGGAAGCUUCGGAGACCAUUAGCGGCGACCUGCAGGACCUGUGGCGAGGAGCCGUCGGAGGCGUGCCCGUCUCGGAGCGAAGCGCUAUUGCUGCUGAGUGCGUUGUGGGCGAGAAGAAGAAGGAUGCAGCAAAGCAUGUUCAGCUGGUCAAGGGCAUGCCGGGCAUCAAUCAGAGGCUGCUGCGGACGCACCUGAGCCACCUGAUGGACAGCACAUAUGAUGUGGGCUCCGAUGUGAUUCGUCCGCACGGCUGGAAGAAAGAUCAAAAGGAUGAGACGGCCAUGGCUGUGGAAGUGGACGAACUCGUCUCCUGCGCCUUCCGUCGCCGUGAGUCGGCGCAGCAGAUCAAGGCCCAUGUGAGAAGGCGCCACGUCGAGGAUGAAGACAGCAUCAUCUGA
This is a messenger RNA of Symbiodinium natans, 573 nucleotides long. The record is from the annotation of a GenBank genome assembly. Lineage: Eukaryota; Dinophyceae; Suessiales; Symbiodiniaceae.